Oikopleura dioica is the source of this 906-nucleotide messenger RNA. The record is from the annotation of a GenBank genome assembly. NCBI's taxonomy places the organism in Eukaryota, Metazoa, Chordata, Appendicularia, Copelata, Oikopleuridae.
AUGAAACUUUUCGCUGCUACUUUGGCCAUCGCUUCCGCUCAGGACUUUGCUGCUUCCGAAGCUGGAGAUGAUGCACGAACUUUCUCCUUCGGGGAUUCUGCUUUCGACUACGGAGACAGUGCUUACGCUGGAUUCGAUAGCGGAGCCUUCUACGACUCAGCCUACGGCAGCGAUUACAACUCUCUUUCUGCUGCGUACAACUACGACGACGCCGACGCUGCCGCCGCUGACGCUGAUGCCGCUGUUGCCGACGAGGCCGGACGAGACAAAGACGAGGCUCGAUACUUCGGAGUUGUGCAGGCCACCACUACGUCGCCGACCACUCAGACUUUCACCACCACUUCCAGAAUCACUAAACACUGCAUCAAGUGCGACGUUAUGACCCCAGCAAAGUGCGCCGUUGUUGGUCAAACAAACGAUGAGGUCAACCAGCCAUGCGAAAAUGGCGAGGUUUGCUUCCUCGAAGUCCGACGAAGUCAUCAAGCUGGUAAGUUGACCCAGAUCUGCACUGGCUGCAAGAACGCUCAAGCUUGCUGGGACCUCAAGCAACAGAACUCGAUCACAGGAGGCACAGCUUUGAGAGACCUCGCACAGUGCCAUCAAAUGCACGACACCAACAACCGAAUCCCACGACUGGGCUCGAUCGCUUCCGUCUGCAGAACUUGCUUUGCCCCUUCAAUUUCCGCUUACGCCUCCACCUCCGAUGCUAACAAGCCAAAUCAAUUCUUCGCUGGUAACUCCGACGGACUCUCAUUCACCAUUCCCAACGGCAGCGGUGUUUCGGCAACUGUGACGCUUUACGGAAGCAAUGAUGCCACAUUCAACGACAUCUGGUUCACCAACCGACACGGACUCUCUUCUACAUCCAGCUACGAUCUUGACUUCUCUCUUCCUAUUCUCUCAUAA